Molecule: messenger RNA, 1383 nt
Organism: Caenorhabditis briggsae
Lineage: Eukaryota; Metazoa; Nematoda; Chromadorea; Rhabditida; Rhabditidae
Gene: Cbr-csnk-1
Product: Protein CBR-CSNK-1
Exons: 8
Coding region: 1-1383 (460 amino acids)
Biological process (GO): signal transduction; endocytosis; peptidyl-serine phosphorylation
Cellular component (GO): nucleus; plasma membrane; cytoplasm
Molecular function (GO): ATP binding; protein serine/threonine kinase activity
Source: RefSeq, a predicted model, not a curated record
AUGUCACAAUUUCAGACGGGUGUCGACGUCGACGCGGCCUCGUCAGGCGAUCCUAUCUGGCCUCUCACACUGGGCACCUUCCGCGAUGACGAACACACGCGGGAGCAACUCAGCCACCUCGGCGAGUACCACCAACUCGCAGGGUGUGCUCAUGGUUGGACCCAAUUUCAAGAUAUUAAUGUAGAAUCUAACGUCGGCAAAAAGAUUGGAUGUGGAAACUUCGGCGAACUUCGACUCGGAAAAAACCUAUACAAUAAUGAACAUGUAGCUAUCAAACUGGAACCUAUGAAAAGUAAAGCGCCUCAGUUACAUCUUGAGUAUCGAUUUUACAAAUUGCUCGGACAAGCAGGUAAGAGAAAUCAACUUACGGAUGUUUUAACGCCAACAGAAUCCCCGGUUGCAGAGGGUUUGCCUCAAGUGCACUACUUCGGACCGUGUGGUAAAUACAAUGCGCUUGUGAUGGAAUUGUUAGGACACUCACUCGAAGACCUGUUUGAUUUGUGUGAUCGUCACUUCUCCCUGAAAACAGUAGCCAUGGUGGCUAUGCAGCUUAUCCGCAGAAUCGAGUAUGUCCACACAAAACACCUUAUCUACCGCGAUGUCAAGCCAGAAAACUUCUUAAUCGGACGUUAUUCCACACGCAAACAGCAUGUUCUUCACAUCAUUGAUUUCGGACUUGCUAAGGAAUACAUUGAUUGCGACACUGGAAAGCACAUCGCAUACAGAGAGCACAAAUCUCUCACGGGUACAGCACGGUACAUGUCCAUCAACACACAUCUCGGAAAAGAACAAUCGCGACGAGACGAUCUCGAAGCUCUCGGACAUAUGUUUAUGUACUUCUUGAGAGGAAGCCUCCCAUGGCAAGGACUGAAGGCAGAUACAUUGAAGGAAAGAUAUCAAAAGAUUGGAGACACAAAGAGACAGACUGCUGUUGAAGUUCUCUGUGAAGGAUUCCCGGAUGAGUUCUCUCAAUACCUUCGUUAUGCUCGUCGCCUUGACUUCUUCGAAACUCCGGAUUACGAUUACUGUUAUAACCUCUUCAAAUCUGUCCUCGAUCGGUUGGGUGCAUCUUAUGACUAUGAAUUUGACUGGACCCCAAAGCUUAACAACGUGUCAACCCCAUCAGGAUCGCUCCAUACUUCAGAGUCUAAGGAUGUGAAGAGAACUGAUCGCGGAGAACUGAAAGUCAGUCAAGCUGCAGCUCAUGCCCAAUUCGGAUCUACACAGGUUAUCAAUUCAAAUGCUGGUGAAGCUGUGGAAGAAAGCAGAAACACGGAAGGAAGAACUGCUGCCGGCGACAAUUUGAGUGGCGAAGUGAAAUGCUGCUGCUUCAGAAGACGCCGAAGGAAGCACAAUAACCCUGCAGUCUCAACGCAAAAAUAG